This is a messenger RNA of Brenthis ino (lesser marbled fritillary), 3723 nucleotides long. The record is from the annotation of a GenBank genome assembly. NCBI's taxonomy places the organism in Eukaryota, Metazoa, Arthropoda, Insecta, Lepidoptera, Nymphalidae.
AUGUCGAUAUUUUUUGAUUUUAAAGUAGGGUUGAAUGGUAGAAGAUUCAGACGAGCUGUAGAUGGAGAUAAGUGUGAUAUUGAAGUAAUAAUAGAACAUAAAUAUACUGAAAAGUUAUUUGGUAAACCUGAUAUUGGUACUUUGAUCGAAUUAUCCACUCUUUCAAUAUGCAUGAUAAAUGAAAACAAGGAAGUGAUCGGUUUUAUGGCUCUAUGUGACCAUCCGAAUAUACCUGGCGUGGAUCCAUCCGACUGGGAAGUAUGGCUACAUUGGACCUCUCGAUAUUUAACAUUUAAAAAACACAAUAUAUAUAAAUACAAACCCAAGUUUUGUAACGACUCUGAAAAUACUAUGUAUUUUUAUACUGCAUUGCGGAAUGAAUUUUGUGCUAAACUAAAAAUACGUAGAGCCGUAGAAGAAGAUAAUGACGAUAUAGUAAGGAUUUUAGCGAAAAAAUGUCCAAGGUUACACGAAUUAUAUGGCGAAUUCUAUAUUAGUGAAAUUAUAGGACGCCAUCCAGAAACCGAUAGGCAAAUCAUUGUAGCUGACCAACACGAUCAAGCUGUGGGAGUCAUGUGUUUAAAUUCAGAAAUUAAUUACGAUAUGCUUCAAAAUACUUACGAAGUUGACCCUUUUCAUGGUCUUAAAAAAGCAACGCCUUUAGAAAAAGAGAGAUACAAGCGAACAAACACAUUGCUUCAUACUUUCGGAGAACCUAUAAUGAAUGGCAAAUGGAGUCCCUUUGAUGAAAUUAAAAGAAAAAGGAAUCUUAAAAUAAGGGAUGAAACAGAAUCAAUAGCAAAACAGGAUAAAGCUAAAAAAAGUCAUAGUAAAGUUAAUUUUGUUCGUAACAUCACGACACAAAGCGACGACUACAAACACCAAUAUUCCGAAGAUUAUAGUGAACGAGAACUACGGUCUUCAAAUAUUUCCUUGAAUGUUUCUCAAUCGGUUGCAAAUAUACUUGAAGAGGAGCCCUUCGAUUAUGAAAUAGUGAAUAUCGAUAAACGAUUGUUAACUGUACCUGAAGUACUUUCAUGUGACUUUUUAUUGCCUAACACAGAAAACAUGGGACCGAGGCGCUCCCGAGCUAUUGAGAUUCAAGAAACGAUUAAACGAAGAUCUUCUAUAUUAAAAGCAAAAACAAUUGAGGAAACUAAGUCGCAAAAAUAUUCCGGCGAUCCUAAUGCGUUUAUGAUUGAGUUGUUUGGGUUUCGCGAAGAUAUUGACGAUAGGCAAGGAUUUCACUUAUUGGAAGCUGCAUUCGAAAUAAUGAAAGAAUACGACUACUGUAUCAUUCGCGUACCUUGCAAAGAUAGGAGCUUUCACUUACUUCAACAUUUUUGCUUUGUUCCUCCUAAAAACAAUAUAUCGAGUGACUACGCCUUAUAUGUAGCUCACAGAAGUUCUGUACUCGGUAAGCUAAGAGUCCGUAGAGCAGAAAUAAUGGAUAUUCCGCAAAUAGCCCAACUAUUAAAAAGUUUAGAUAACAAAGAAACUUUGUGGACUAUAGAGAAUACUAUUUUGCUUAAAAAUAAAUUACAGUGCUACGUGCUUUUAACCAGUACGACGCUUGUGGGGAUUGGUAUAAUAGAGCAACCGGAACAAAUAGAUUUUAUACGUGCAAAAUUUAAUUUAGACGCGCAUCGUUUGCAUAAAUACUAUGCGAGCGAAGGAUACAAUUGUGGAAUCUCGACAUUAAAAGCUGUUUUGGUUUACCCUGUCUUUGAAGCGCACUUCCGAUUCUUUGCGAGGGAAAUGAUGAGAUUUUCUGGAUCCUAUUCAAUCCUGUGGCUAACUGCGUAUCGUAAUAAAUGGCUGACACACAAAGCAAAUUCUUUAGUCGGUUCAAUGAUUCCUUUACUACCUAGAAAAUCAGAAAUAGAUUGUACGUCUAUUGGAGAACUGAGAAGAAUUCGGAAACUAUCAAAAACUGUGAUCGCCUUCAGUAGCUGGUUUUUGAGCAAAAAGCUUACUAGCAUUCCUCAAAUCAAUGUGGAUACACGAUUAGUAAUUGUUGGAGCAUCUCGAACAGCAAUGGCAUUCUUAAAUACGUUACUAUUCAGUGAUUCUUGUUCAUAUCUGUUAUUCACAAAUGUAACACUAAUAUCGCCUAAUGGAUUACCUUAUAACAAGCGAUCGAAGCCAAUAUCUGAAAUGAUGUUCAAAAAAUAUCGUACUAAUUCAGAGAAAUUUCUUAAAAGUGUGCCUUACACUUACUAUGUAAAUAUUAUUCAAGCUACAAUGGUGGAGAUCAAUAAACGAGAAAAAUAUAUAACUCUUUCAAAUAAAGAGAGAUGUGCAUAUGAUAUGUUAUUUUUAUUAUUUGGAAAGCAAUUCCAACAUCCGGAUUACUUAAAAUCUGUUUUCCAAAGAAGUGAUAAAAUGUCACAAUACACACGUCUAGAUGUACCUAAAGCUAGCUUAAAGCCCGUAAUUAAUUAUACUCCAACUAAUGUCUUUAUUGUGAACACUCUAACCGACGCUAAUAGAGCACUUAAUUUUGUUAAAGCUUUUAAAUGGAACGAUAUGGAUUAUGAUAUUAUCGUGUAUGGUGCGACAAAACAUGCGUAUUGUUGCUUAGCUACAUUGGUUGAAAUGAAGAUACCCGUUGAGAAUAUAAUAUUUGUUGAACCAUUUCCGCAUGAAAAUAUUAGAAAAACUAGAGUUUCCUACUUUUGUAAUGUUUAUAUUGACAAGUCAGUUACAGAGGUACUCAAAAACCUCAGGAUUAAAGCAUACCGAUCUUACUAUUUCCAAAAUUGGGUCACUGAUAGUGAUAAUUUUGUGACACAUGUCGAUUUUUUGUCGCAUCACCAUUUUCUCAGAUUAAAAUGUUCUGCUUUCUUCUAUUAUGGGUUUCGAGGAGUAAAUAAACAAGCUUUCAUUGCUAUACACAAAAGUGGCAUUGCGUAUGAUGGCGGUAUCCUUAUAGACCAUGAGUUUAGAACAAAAGAUCAUUCAAUAUAUGCAGCUGGACCAGCAACUAGAUAUUAUAGAAAAUAUUAUGCUGACAAUAAAAGGCACAAAUACUACGAUGCCUAUGAAAUCGGUAGUAAGUUAGGAUAUUUAAUAAGGAAUCAGUUAGAUCCUUUAUUUACUGAAGUUAAACAGGAACAGGAAAAGUAUACCAACAAUUCUGUAAAAAGUGGUCUGGUUAUGGAAACGUUUAAGGAAGGAUAUUUUAAACUCCAUCUUACUAAUGAUUUUAUCGUGGAUGGCAUUACAUGUUUAACUCCCCAGAGCUAUUCAUUGGACAAUUUUACAAAACUGUACGGACUUUCUGCUACGGUUUUAAAUAACGUUCAUUUACGUUAUACUGCAAAGAAAUUAGAUAACUUUUAUAAAUUCUUCCGUGCGCCUUGGGCUUAUUUUAUAUACCAUGAUCAGAGUAAAGAAUUAUUUGCAAUGGCAAAGGAGUUACUUCCAAAGGGACAACGUCAAGGCGAUACUUUAGCGGAAGCUAUGCGAAAUAUUGGAGGAAAAUUAAGCCACCCGUCUUUUAAAUUUCAGACAGGACUUAAGAUUAAGCCAAGUUUUGAGAAAUCUCCUCAUGUGGAAGCCAUCACAGAUUAUGUCAUAGAAUGGUUGUCAGAGCAUGAUGUUCUAUUACCCAUGUAUUUACAGCCAUGGCAAGUAACCCAAUAUGGCCACGACACUAACUAUAAUCCAGCUCUGGGAAAAAAGAAGAAUUCUAUAGCGAAAUUGCUGUCUAAUAUAUUU